Brassica rapa (field mustard) is the source of this 1005-nucleotide messenger RNA. Its product is annotated as probable beta-1,3-galactosyltransferase 5. Gene Ontology annotation, molecular function: beta-1,3-galactosyltransferase activity. Gene Ontology annotation, cellular component: Golgi membrane. The record is from RefSeq and is a predicted model, not a curated record. Lineage: Eukaryota; Viridiplantae; Streptophyta; Magnoliopsida; Brassicales; Brassicaceae.
AUGCAGGAAAAAUCACAUGAAAAAGAUGUAACUGAAGAGGUUCUGAAAAUCCAUAAAGCAAUAGAAGCACUGGGUAAGUCAGUUGCUAUGCUUCAGAAGCAGCUCUCUGUUAGACACAGCUAUCAAAAGAUUGUGGGUGUCUCAACAACAAAUACUUCAACAGGAGGGAACCAAAUGUCGAAAGUUUUUAUGGUGAUUGGUGUCAAUACUGCAUUUAGCAGUAGACAACGUCGUGAUUCGCUUAGAGAGACUUGGAUACCUCAGGGGGAAAAGCUUGAAAAACUGGAAAAAGAGAAGGGAAUUGUCGUCAAGUUCAUGAUCGGACACAGUGCGACACCACAUAGUAUAUUGGAUAAGGAAAUUGAUUCAGAAGAUGCUCAGUACAAAGAUUUUUUUAGGCUGGAUCAUGUUGAAGGAUAUUAUAAUUUGUCUGCCAAAACCAAAACCUUCUUUUCCAGUGCGGUUGCAACGUGGGAUGCUGAGUUUUACGUUAAGAUUGAUGAUGAUGUUCAUGUCAACCUUGGUAUGCUUGGUUCCACAUUAGCUCUUCACCGUCAUAAGCCGAGGGUUUACAUUGGAUGUAUGAAGUCCGGACCUGUUCUUACUAAAAAGACAGCCAAGUAUCGUGAACCCGAGUUUUGGAAAUUUGGAGAGGAAGGUAACAGAUAUUUUCGACAUGCUACAGGACAAAUCUAUGCCAUCUCAAAGGAUCUUGCUACAUACAUAUCUAACAAUCAGCCAAUUUUGCACAAGUAUGCAAAUGAAGAUGUGACGCUGGGGUCAUGGUUCAUCGGGCUUGAGGUUGAGCAUAUCGAUGAUGGUAAUUUCUGUUGUAGUACUCCAGAUUGUGAAAUGAAGGCGGAUGCUGGAGAAGUGUGUGUGGCGUCAUUUGAUUGGACGUGCAGUGGGGUAUGCAAAUCAGUCAAUAGAAUGUGGAUGGUUCAUAUGAUCUGUGGUGAAGAUGAUAAAGCUGUGUGGGAUGUAAAUUAUGACUCUCUUAGAUAG